CUGCUGGGGUAGGCUGCGCGCCGGAUAUAUCUAGCCGGCGGCAGAGCACGCCGUUGCGUGAGGUGCUUCUCGUCCGCCGGGCAGGCCUGUGGUGAAGCGGCGCCUCCCGCUCCCGUCCCGCUCCGCCCGUAGUUUUCAGUUGACCAAAGAAAUGGUGAUGGAGAAGCCAAGUCCCCUGCUGGUCGGGCGGGAAUUUGUGAGGCAGUACUAUACUCUGCUGAACCAAGCACCUGACUAUUUGCACAGGUUUUAUGGAAAGAACUCUUCCUAUGUCCAUGGUGGCUUGGAUUCCAAUGGAAAACCAGCUGACGCAGUCUACGGGCAAUCUGAUAUCCACAAGAAGGUGCUGUCAUUAAACUUCAAGGAUUGCCACACAAAGAUUCGUCAUGUGGAUGCCCAUGCUACUCUCAACGAUGGUGUUGUAGUCCAGGUGAUGGGAGAGCUCUCCAAUAACAUGCAGCCUGUGCGCAGAUUCAUGCAAACAUUUGUACUUGCCCCUGAGGGUUCUGUUGCAAACAAGUUUUAUGUCCACAAUGAUAUCUUCCGCUACCAAGAUGAGGUUUUUGGUGACUCUGACACUGAGCCUCCAGAGGAAUCAGAGGAGGAAGGGGAGGAACCUGAGGAAAGACAGCAGACACCUGAGGCUGUUCCUGAUGAUACCGGUGCUUAUUAUGAGCAGGCUGUCAGCAAUGACAUUGAGGAACACCUGGAAGAGACGGCUGCAGAGGCGGAGCCUGAGCCAGAGCCAGAGCCUGAACAGGAACCUGAACCAGAGGUGCAUGAAGAAAAAUCUGAGCCAGUAUUAGAGGAGUCGGCUCCAGAAGAGACUGUGGAAAAGAGUCCUUCUCCAGCUCCUGCUGAUCCAGCUCCUGCAGUGCAAGAGGACUCCAGGACAUUUUCCUGGGCAUCAGUAACCAGUAAGAACCUCCCUCCCAGUGGAGCUGUUCCAGUAUCAGGAAUACCACCUCAUGUUGUUAAAGUACCGGUCUCGCAGCCUCGCCCUGAGGCAAAGCCUGAAUCUCAGACCCCACCUCAGAGACCGCAGAGGGAUCAGCGAGUGAGGGAGCAGCGAACAAGCAUCCCACCACAGAGGGGUCCUAGACCAAUUCGUGAGGGUGAACAAGGCGAUGUGGAAACGAGACGAAUUGUGAGAUACCCAGACAGUCACCAGCUGUUUGUUGGGAACCUUCCCCAUGAUGUGGAUAAAACUGAACUUAAAGACUUUUUCCAAAAACUUGGCUUUUCUCUUGCAGGCUAUGGCAAUGUUGUUGAACUCCGCAUCAACAGUGGUGGAAAGCUCCCCAAUUUUGGGUUUGUGGUGUUUGAUGAUCCUGAACCAGUUCAGAAGAUCCUUAGCAGCAGGCCCAUCAUGUUCAGGGGAGAGGUACGCCUGAACGUCGAGGAGAAGAAAACGCGAGCUGCCAGGGAGGGUGACCGCAGAGAUAACAGACCACGUGGACCUGGAGGCACUCGUGGGGGGCUGGGAGGUGGGAUUCGAGGGCCUCCACGUGGAGGAAUGUCCCAGAAGCCAGGAUUUGGAGCUGGAAGGGGGAUCGGGCAACGCCAGUGAAUGCAUCACGGAUGUUGACAUGGUGGCGCAAACCCUUUUUCCUGCAGAUUUGUGAAUUUCAGCCUUGGGUAUCUUGGAAUGUGGCCCUAGCCUGUUAUAGACUGCUACGUUUGAUACUAUUUUGGCCCCUUUUUGUUUGUGUUAUGGUUUUGUGAUUUUUUUUUUUCUAGUCCUUGUCCCAGAUUCCAGCUUUGUGGAACAACGUUUUAGGAAAAGUGGAUUUUAAAAAGAAAAGAACUGAGUUUUCUUGUUCACCUCAAACUUACGGACUGGAUUUUUUUGGUACCAGUGGUUUUUCCUAAAGGAAUGUCUCUUUAUUUUUUUCUUUUUCUUUGUUCUCCCCCCUUUCUACUGAAUUUGGGUGCGUUUCAGUCAGUGGAAUAAUAUUUCACGUGCAUGCGUUCAAGAGCCUGUAGGAAAACAUAGUACCUGGCAAGUAUUUCAAGGGCAGAAAAACAAAACUAUUGAUUUAUUCCUUGAGGGUCAUAGCAACAUCCUCUGGUCCGGACAUAUUGCCACUUGAAAAAUUGACAUUCACCUUUCUCUUUGUGGCGCUGUAAAAGUGGAAUAAUGGGUAUCCGUAGAAUCUUUUUUCUUUUGAUACAUGAUCACAGAAAGGAAUUCGAACUACUGUUUUACCACUUUAAAAUUUUGGAUUGUGGGAUAGGUUUUAAAUGUCUAGAACUUGACUCUUAAAACACUUUUCCUGAACUUGUGAAAUUUUUUAUUGAAAUAGGGAGGUUUUUUUCAUGUUUAGUUUGUAUUUGUAUAAAAAAAAGCAAAAUUGUUGUGCCUUCUAUUUAUCUCUCAUUCCAGUCUUGGCAAAUUGUUUAAAAAAAAAAAAUAAUAAAAAAGGUCUAGAUUUGCUUUAUCAAGUCAAGAGUAUGUUGGAGUUUUUCCAAGGGGAAGAGGUUCUUCCUUCAGUCACUAGGUUUACUAGGUAGAGGUGGUUAUAGCUGAAAUUUGUAAUACCUUAUCUUCAUCAGUUUGGCUGCAUUUAAAUAAUUGAAAACAAGUACUUUUUGGAUGUAGAAUUUAAUACCUUUGAUUCGAGGCCCCAUUACAAAUGUUGCAAAAGUACAACUGAAGCAUAAAUACCUCUGUCACAUCCUUUACAGUUCAAACUACUGUAUGUAAUAGAGUUAUUUUUGCAGUUUUGGCAUUAGUUUCAUCCCCUGCUUCUGCCAGCCCUGAAGUGGAUGGAUGGCAUUUUUGUCAGAAGUGCAUAAGGUGCCUGUCUGUCCUGGUGUUAAAAAAGGUGUUGAAUGCUCUCUACUGCCUCUGAAAGAAGAUUAAAUUGAAAAUAAAAUAGAAAACUGGGUAAUUUCAAUCAAAGAGAUCUUGUAAGACUGUACUACGCAAAGCAGUAUUAUUUCUGUAAUGUGUGGUGUUAAACAUCUGGAUGAAAAUGGCAGGUUUGAUUCUACACCAGACCUUCAGAGCUAUUGGUAAUACAAAAGAGCUGCUUAGUAAGUUUGCUUAUCUGCGUCAGGGUUCAUUGUUUCUAUAUUUUCUUGAUUUAUUGAUACAAUCACUGUGCAUAUGCAGUAUAUCUCUCUUGACCUUUGCUUGCUUUAAAGCUAGAGCAAAACUGCCCGAAGGGCAGAUAGGUAUUACCUGUUCCAGAACAGUAAUUUUUUGCCUUUUACUUGCCAAACUUAGUGGUUGAACCUGGUUGUACUAAAUGUCAGUAGAGAUUUGGUUUCUGUUUUAUUUUAUCUUCAUCUUCAGAGUUGUUAUGCUCUUUGUCCCUUCCCUCCUUAUGAAUCUUUCUCAGAUUGACUUGCUUACAGUCUCUUCCUGAAGACUUAAGUAUCUUAGCAAAUUGGAAGAGAGCUGAGUGUCAGCAAUAGCUGUGGUAUACUCUCACAGCCAGCAUACUGGCAAUACAGACUGCUUCCUCUUGUGGUGGUAACCGGUAUUUAAAAAAAACCCGCUUUCUGCAUUUUUCAUAUCUGGAAUGACUGUGAGGUGAAAGUAUGCAAUGGAAGUCUUUCACUGAGCUCUGUCCUUGUUGUUUGUGAUAUUUUUUUCUUAUUUGUUGGGUUUCUACUGUUCUUGAUGUUAAAUCCAAGACUGAAGUAACAGUUUGCACUUCAGACUUAUCAAAGUGCUAUUAAUAGAAGCUUUCAUAGCUCUUAACCUGCGAAUCUGCAAAAGCACACCAAAGCCUGAAACACCCUUUCUGUAGUGGGAGUUGGACAGUUCUGGCUCAUUGUUGUCUGGUUUGAGAAAGAGCUGAGGAAUGUCAGUACCCAUUAGGUAAAGUGUAUGCUUGUUUUCAUAUGAAUCAUACUCUCAAUAUGUUGACCCAGAAAGUGAUGAUGUUCUCCAAGAUGACAGGCAAAAUUAAGUAUUUACAUGAAAUUUUCUUGGAAUGUCUUGUAAAGAAAUACUUUUCAAAGGCAAGUUAUGUUGCCAGCAUCUUGAACAAAAUGUAGAGUUGACUCUUAAUAUUUGCAUUUUGGUUGUUCUGUGACUAGCUAAUAAGAAAGUAUGCUCAAAAGACUUGCUGUAAAAUAUUGUCACAUUGGCUUUUUUGUUUAAACCUUCUAGUAGCCUCAAGCCCUUCUAGUUUCUGCAUUGCUGUGCUGUUAAAACCUCAAUAUCUCUUGUCUAAGGUCUUCAAUGCUGUGCAUGCAUUAAUGGUGAAGAUGACUAUGAAGAAGUCAUGAUUUGGCUUGCCUCAGCUGGUUGCAGUGAGCUAGAAUAGCUACAAGGCUAACCUCUAAUAACCAAGGUAGCUUAACUCUUUCCAGAAAGAAAAUGCUACAGGGAAGUCUCAAAUGAGUAACACUGUGUGUCUCCCUGCUAGCACCUCUGCUUUAAUUGAGAUAAUGAGGUGUUUGCUGAAGUGCUCUUGAUGUCCCAGUGCUCUGCAGGGAGUAGGAAGUGGAGAAGUUGGUCAGACCUGUCACAGGCUGCUUUUGCAUCCACACAAGCCACAUGGAUAGUGAUAGGAACAACCUUAAUGAUCCUUAUACCUUAAUGUUCUGCCCUUCUGAGAGCAGUGGGGGAGUUUCAUGUAUGACUAGUGUGAUCUGGCCUCUUCUGGCUGAUCUUAAUAGUGUAACACAAGUAGAAAUAAGACUAUUUCAUUUACAGUAGUAUUUCGUACCACCAGAACUGGAAGCCAUGCUGCCUUUGCUGCCUCCUCUUUGGUUAAGGGUAUUGCACAAUUAACUAGGCUUAGUGAUCCCCUUUUCUUGUGCAGGGAGGAAUUCCUUCUGGAGUACUCUAAGUACCAGCAGACUUGCACGGGGCUGUUGUGUGAAGUUGAACUGAAAUUUCUGUGUGUUCAGGACUGCAGGUGUUUGUUCUGCAGUUGGGGAUUCAGGCAGGGAUCACUUGCUCUGCAGGGCCCUCUUUACAGGUUUUUUGUUGUUGGUUUUUUUUUUCUUUAAAUUUGUUCAGAGCUGAAGCUGUAGUGUUCCUGUGUAUACACUGGCCACAUACAGGCAAGUGUGGAGGUGGUGAGCAUGCUAUUGGAAGUAGGGCUUUGCAGAGGGGAUUUAUUCCUGGAGUAGGAAACUGAGCCUGUGUGCUAACAUGCUGUGUGGUAACAGGGAACUCUGGCUUGAAUCUGAAUGAGAAACAUUCUUCAGCAGUGCCACAUGGAAGGGAUGUCCUUUAGACCUGUGAGUCCACUUUCUUUGGUGAAAAGGAUGGUUCUGGGUGCAGGUAUGAAAAUUUGGAGUUGAUCUCUGCAGCUGCUGAUUCUACACAUCUCAGAGGGACAUAUUUUUGUACAAAAUGUGGCUGUUUGUUUUUUUUUUUUAAUUGUUUCUCUUUCUUUAUACACUGCUGCCUGGGGCUAAGAGCACAUGGCACAGUAGCAGUUUCCCUAAGCUGUGCAUGCUUUAGCAGGAAGUAAUUAUCUUGGUGAUUAUUUUCAUUUCCCAGCUGCACCAUUCUUACCCUGGCUGGUAACUUGAAAAACUGCUCUCCUAAGAUCUUGAUAAUCUCAUUUGUAUGUUGUGUGGAAGAUGGGGCAAGGGGUUUUGUUGAUAGCUUCUGUGGUUAUGAGACAUGAAACAAUUGAGUAAAAUGCUUUCAAACUCCAUCGUUCCUUAAAGACAGCAUAUUUCAGAGUAAUGGUGUGUUCUCAGAAUAGAUUUGAAGGGCAGGAUGUUGCCCUUCUAUUUUCUGUCACAAAAUGCCACUUGCCAAGCCAAGUGGGAUCUGCUCUUCCACUGAUGAACUUGACACAAACUUGACAAAGCACCUGCCUGGAAGGAAAAAUACUUCAUUGUGUCCAUCUUUGAGAUUCAGUGUGAGUGGCAGUCCUUUAACUGUCUGAAAUGUCGUUUUGGGUGUCUGGACCAAGGUCAUUUCAUCUGCCAAAGAGUAUUAAGGCUAUGUAUAAAUAAUGCCAUGUCCUAGCUUGCAAGAUGGUACAUAAAAUACCUUUUUUUCUUUAUAUGGACCCUUGCCAGACCCUGUUUCAACUUGCAUGAGAAUGUAAGGCAUAGUUUUGCUCUAUUGGAAGUACUGCUGUUCAUUUGUGUAUGACUUUAAAAUCCAGGAUAUUGUAAAGACAACACAAACAGAACUUUCUGUUUGGGUGCCUAUCAUUGCUGUGUGAAAGACCAGAGCAACUUAAGAGGUGCUUUAUAGAGACUAGAGAUGUGAUACAUCCCUCUUGUGGAAAACUUGCUUCUGCUGCCUGGACUUGAUCUUGAAUUCUGGGAAGGGAAGGCUAGCUGUGUGUUAGCUAACUGUGUUAGCCUUGCAAGAGUCUGAAACAAUAAAGAGCAGUUCAGGAGUCUGAAUGCUAUGGCUGAUACUGCUGCUGCUGUAGGAAUUCCUUUGUGGGGUGGAGCUCAGGAGGUCACAGAUGGGAGAGAUUAUUCUUCAGAAUAAAAGGCUUAACACUAAAA
Harpia harpyja (harpy eagle) is the source of this 6450-nucleotide messenger RNA. It is a transcript of the gene G3BP1, whose product is annotated as G3BP stress granule assembly factor 1. NCBI's taxonomy places the organism in Eukaryota, Metazoa, Chordata, Aves, Accipitriformes, Accipitridae. The record is from RefSeq and is a predicted model, not a curated record. Gene Ontology annotation, cellular component: cytosol; ribonucleoprotein complex. The transcript is spliced from 12 exons. Gene Ontology annotation, molecular function: mRNA binding. The coding region runs from base 152 to 1570 and encodes 472 amino acids.